This is a messenger RNA of Thalassophryne amazonica, 1136 nucleotides long. Its product is annotated as tRNA wybutosine-synthesizing protein 2/3/4-like. The record is from RefSeq and is a predicted model, not a curated record. The transcript is spliced from 8 exons. Gene Ontology annotation, molecular function: protein binding. Gene Ontology annotation, cellular component: Golgi apparatus. The coding region runs from base 105 to 1136 and encodes 343 amino acids. NCBI's taxonomy places the organism in Eukaryota, Metazoa, Chordata, Actinopteri, Batrachoidiformes, Batrachoididae.
UUUACGAGGCGACUGUAAACGCAACACAAGUCAGUUCCAGACGGCAUCCAAAAGCAGCAAAGAGCGGACAGCUGCUGUUUCCUAAAGUGGUUCAGUGACAGAGGAUGCCAGAUAUGAGUCAGAUUAGUUCCUGUUUGUGGACUCAGCUCCCCCAGAGCCUACAGUCUCCAUGCGACCGCUUCAAGCACGCCUGCUGUAGCUACAGUGGAAGUGUCUAUAUCCUGGGAGGCAGGCAGACCAGCAGUCUGAGGGAUUUCUGGAAAUACAGUGUGGUGUGUAAUGAGUGGACAGAAUUAGACUGCACCGGCGAAGCUGCACCUGAGGAACUCGAGGAUCACUCUAUGGUAGCUCAUGAGGGUUUUCUGUACGUGUUUGGAGGCAUGCUGGAUUCGGCAUAUUCUAAAUGGAGAUGUCCCCUCUGGGUAUUUGACAUUGCAAAGCAGAAAUGGUUGCACUGGCAGGGAAAGAUGACCUCAUCCCAGCACCAAAUGCCAACCAACAGGAAGGGGCACAGCGCUGUGGUACUGGGUUCCAAGAUGCUUGUCUAUGGAGGCCUCAUAGACAUUAGAGGGUCCUCACAGGAAUUUUGGGCUUUGGAGUUUGAUACCAUGGAUUGGUCUCUGACAGAUGGUUCACAACAAGGCUCACUGGGUCCAGGUCCCAGACAUAGCCAUUCUGCAGUGUCCUACCAGGACUGCAUGUACCUGUUUGGCGGUUUGCAAGGCUUACGAGAGCAGAGGGACUUGUGGAGGUGGAACUCCACCAAUCACACAUGGAGUUGCCUGAAAACAAGUCUGGUCCUUCUAGACUGGUUGGACACUCAGCUGUCACCUAUAAGGACAGUAUGUUUGUCUUUGGAGGAGGCGAAAGCCAAACUUCCCAAAGAACUGCUUAUGGAGGUACAGCUUCCCCACGCAGACCUGGGAGCAGGUUGCUACACUCAGUGGUUUGAGGCCUCCACCAAGAAUUCACCACGCUGCACUGGGCUCGGCCCCAGUUACAGGCCCAUCACCCCCAGCAGCAGCUGUGCACCAGCUCAGGACUCGGGCGCAAGCUGUUGGAGGAGAAGUUCAGGCCCUUCAAGAACAAGUGCUUCCCAGCACCACUUAAAUAUCUGGGGUCAGAGUGCAAUAUAG